Molecule: messenger RNA, 423 nt
Organism: Abrus precatorius (Indian licorice)
Lineage: Eukaryota; Viridiplantae; Streptophyta; Magnoliopsida; Fabales; Fabaceae
Exons: 1
Coding region: 1-423 (140 amino acids)
Source: RefSeq, a predicted model, not a curated record
AUGCAAAGACAAACAUCCUUGAGGGAGAAGUUGAAAUCUUCAAUAUGUUGUUUCACGGGAACGGUUCACCACGAUCCAUUGGAUCAUGGAGAAGGGUUCUAUAGCAAAUUACACAUACCCAGAACACCGACUUCACCAGCAGGGUCCACGGCAUCUUCAUGGUUCAAAAUCAAUAGUGUUAAGUCACCUACGAGCCACGAAUUCGAGGCACCACGUGUGAGUGGUCGAAGCCUUAGGUCUCGAAUGAAUCGUAGGAACAAUAAUCGCCAAUCACAAUCUGCUGAUUUUAGCUAUGAUCCUUCCAGCUAUGCACUCAACUUUGAAAGUGAGUGCCCUGAACAGUUUCCAUUCAGAAACUUCAGUUCUCGGUUGCCGGCGUCCCCGGUUGCCGGUGCCCCCGCCGCUGAUCAAGUAUUCCGAUGA